Molecule: messenger RNA, 2627 nt
Organism: Dromiciops gliroides (monito del monte)
Lineage: Eukaryota; Metazoa; Chordata; Mammalia; Microbiotheria; Microbiotheriidae
Gene: MARCHF10
Product: membrane associated ring-CH-type finger 10
Molecular function (GO): zinc ion binding
Source: RefSeq, a predicted model, not a curated record
CCCCGCCCCCGCCCCUUAGCCCCCCCGAGUGGAGAAAGCGCAGCAUCGCCCAGGAUGACUUCAGAUGGCCUUGUGGCUGAAUAAGACAACGAGAGCUGAGAUCAGUUGGGGUUAGAUUUUCAUGAUGCACGAAGCAAGGGACAGGCAGAAAUUUGUCAGUGAUGCUCAAUAUCUGCGGGAUAUGCAGCACAAGGUGGACUCCGAGUACCAGGCUUGCCUGAGAAGACAGGAGAAGAAACGAGAUCAAUUUUGUAGGCAAGAGUCAAGUUUUGAGAGACCCCGACCUUCAAGUAUAUCAUCUUCCAGACAGAACUCAGUUGAAGAGGAUUUGGGACCUGAACAAAGGUUAACAAACAAGGCUUCUAUAACAAAAUCUGAAUCAAAGCUUCCAGCCAUAGACCAAACAUCAGUCAAGCAGAAACAGAAAGUUACCACAUGUUCAAAGAAACCCGAGAAAAACGUGGGUGGCCCCAGCAAACCAUCUCCACCAGCACAGGCACAGAUAUUAUCAAGGAAGAAGAGGCCAAACCUGGGGAGAUUGACAGUAAGCCCAGAAAUGCAGAGUAGAAGACCAUCUGGAGAUAGAAACAGGCAUUCAUCGCUGCAGGGAAAAGAGCAGACUCCCAGAGGAUCAGAUUCAGUAGUGCAACAAGAUGUGUGGUCAAAUGAUACUAAGAUGAAGAGGCAAACUCGAGAGAGAAGAAACUUAGCUCCAUCUUCCCAACUAAAUGCAGAUCAAAAAACAGUUGAAAAAGUCUCCAAAGAUUGGACUGUUCUUUCCCCAGCUCAGCCAUCUUUACCCCUAUCUCCAUCUUUCCAAGGAGCAAAUGGUUCCCAGUCAUUGGGUGAAUCCAGUGUACCAUCCCUUACAUCCACUAACACAGUACAACCAAGAAGGGCGUCAGUUAGGUUCAGAGAUGAAGACUUUUACUCCUUUUUAGAAUUAAACACAGUUAACACCAUAGGAGGAAAUGAAGCCACUGAGGAUAUUACUCAUUUAGAAGAAGAAUUUCUACUUGCUGGUAUACAACCUCCAUGUUCUCCUUUUAAUAACAAGAAUAUUGGAUUUAGCAGGAUAUCAGGAACUCAGGUUGAAAACCAGAACUCUGAAGAGGACCCUGAAAAUAGCAGACCUAGUUCAUUAAAAAGAAAUGAAUCUGGUCAUCGCUUAUUAAGAAAAAGCAAUUUGAUUGAUUCAGCUCUUGAGCAGUCCUUAUUAGGACAAAGGCUGCCGCGGGAUCAUAAAAUUCCUGACGGAGAUUCCACUAAGGAAAAUGAUUGUGUUGAUGACGAAGGUGAGAAAACCUCAUUUAAUUCAUGGGGUGUGAAAGGUGAAAACAGACAAGACAGUUGUCUUAAUGUAGAGACUUUACCCAAUGAUUGUAGUUUUGUGGAAACUAGGCCUGGGAACCAUACUUAUAAUAGAGACAGGCAAUCCUAUGGAAACAACAAUAGGAAUUCUUUUGAUUGCUUUCCUCCUAAUAGGUCAGCAUCUCAUAGACCAUUACUGAAUUCAUCUUAUAACACCCCAAGAGCAUUACUCCAUUCUGCACAGCGAGCUGAGGUCCAAACAAACUUAUCCUUGACCCCUGUUGCCCUUCAGGGCUCAGAUGCAGAGGGAAACUCAAGGUUUAAUGUUCGCCGACCUUUGUCACCUAUUAGAAGUCGAAAUCCAUCUGCCACUUCUGACAACCAAGAUAAUAAUUCAUCACCAACACCCAAUGCAACUGAAUUUUAUGUCAAGGAAAUAGAAGAGAAGAACUUGACAAGUCAACCACCUGAGACUCUACUAAACACUGAAGAUGUCUUAGAAAAUUCACCAGAUGGCUCGUCCUCAGUGGAUCCUCCUAGCUCUCCUCCAUUAAGAAUGAACUUCAGAGGCCAUUUGCAUAUGCCAGAGCCAAUGCAAGAGGAAAUACCUUUUACUUUCUUUGCAGUGUCUGAUUUACCAAACCAGAUUGAAGCUGGAAAUAGAGUGGAAGCUUCCAACUCUAUAAAUGCAAAGGAGAGUCAUCAGACAAAGGCAGACCCCGACAAACUGAAGAAACUGCAAGAGAGUCUUCUGGAGGAGGAUUCCGAGGAGGAGGGAGAUUUGUGCCGCAUCUGUCAGAUAGCUGGGGGUUCCCCGACCAACCCGCUGUUGGAGCCCUGUGGCUGCGUGGGAAGCCUGCAGUUUGUUCACCAGGAGUGCCUGAAAAAGUGGCUGAAAGUGAAGAUUACAUCAGGUGCUGAACUAGGGGCAGUGAAGACCUGUGAAAUGUGUAAGCAGGGCCUGAUAGUUGACCUGGAUGAUUUUAAUGUGAAUGACUACUACAGAAAGCAUCAACAGUCUCGGGCACAAAAUGAGCUAAUGAACUCGGGUCUGUACCUAGUCCUUCUGCUUCACCUUUAUGAACAGAGAUUUGCUGAACUCAUGAGACUAAACUAUAACCGAGCAGCAAGAGAGAGGUUGUCAAGAAAUUACCCACAACCCAGACCGGAAGAAAGUGAAAAUUCGGACUCAGGAGACGGUCAUGAAAACAGUGUAUUCCAAACCAACGGCCGGUUCAUCUAAUGAGGAGGGUGGUCGUGGAGCUCCGUGGGGGUCCCCUCCACCCAGCUACCUUCUCUAUGCUCCGCAUGUGUGC